Messenger RNA from Branchiostoma floridae (Florida lancelet), 1123 nucleotides. RefSeq names its product beta-1,4-galactosyltransferase 2-like. Gene Ontology annotation, biological process: carbohydrate metabolic process. The transcript has a single exon. Lineage: Eukaryota; Metazoa; Chordata; Leptocardii; Amphioxiformes; Branchiostomatidae. Bases 129 to 1016 code for a protein of 295 amino acids. The record is from RefSeq and is a predicted model, not a curated record. Gene Ontology annotation, molecular function: glycosyltransferase activity.
GACCAACCCUCGAGCUCUAUGAUCUAGAAGGCUUCAGUCAGUCAGUCAAUCAAUCAAUCAAUCAAUCAUAUCGCCAUAUUACCACUAUAACUACCCUGGGAACUAGACUAAAAGACAAUUCUGGAAACAUGCGGCAAAUGAGAUUGCGCCGGCUUAUCUUACUGCAAGUCGCCUGCGCACUCGGCUUGACAGCGUACCUAAAUUUGGUGAAGACGUCAGUUGAAAGAAAAACGUUACAGAAAGCAGUAAGAACUGAUGGUAAUGUCGGAUUCGGAGGUAAAUGGAGUCCCCCUGGAAGAAAUCUGUCCAGCACCUCGGAGAAAGUCGCCAUCUUGGUGCCAUUCAGAGACAGAGAAGAACACCUGGAUAUAUUCCUCCGCCACAUGCACCCGUUUCUCCAACGCCAGGGGAUUGAUUACGUCAUUUACGUCAUAGAACAACAUGGCGGCGAGCCCAUGUUCUGCAAGGGCCUGCUUUACAACGUAGGGUACACAGAAGCGUUAAAAGACGACCCUACUUACGACUGCUUCAUCUUACACGACGUCGAUCUCCUGCCAGAAGACGACAGAAAUCUGUACACUUGUAGUAAGUCCCCAUUGCACUUGUCAGUGGCUAUCGACAAAUUCGACUAUAACUUGCCUUACACGGAUCUGUUUGGCGGAGUAUCGGCCAUAACUAAGUCCCACUACCGACUGCUGAACGGUUACUCCAACUUGUUCUGUGGGUGGGGAGGGGAAGAUGAUGACAUGUCCCUCCGACUGAAAAGACACAUGUUGGAGAUAUCUCGUCCGGAAAAAGACGUCGCCAGGUACAAGAUGCUUCCUCACAACCACACGAAGGAGAAUCCGCAAAGGUACAUUCUCUUAAGACAUUGGCUAGCCAGGGCCAUGACAGACGGACUAAAAAGUUUACACACAGCUGGCUAUAAUGUAACUUCAACAUCACACAGAGAACUGUACACCCACAUCUUAGUAAACAUCAGUAAGAGAGGAGGCGAAGUUUAUCAUCCGUGGUAAGGAAAUUUCAGCUUACAGGAUACAUACAGAUGUUACACGUGACUAAUAUAUCCUAACUUGCAUUUGGCUACCCCAAUUGAUUGUUUGGUCCUUGGUUUCAUCAAUUU